AUGACCCUCGACUUUAAUGUUAGCGCCGGGGGGGAUGUCUAUCUGAACUUCGCCUAUGAACAACAGCAGCAUCACCAUCACCAGAAUCAACGAAACCCGAACCCGAAUCAGCAGCAGCAGCAGCAGCAGCUGGCCCAACGUCACCACCAUCCUUAUAACCUCUACCAGCAAUUCGCCUACCUGACCACGGGUACCAACGCCGCUUCCAUUACCCCUCCGCAUCCUUCCACCAUGACCAACACCCAAAGUUGGUCCGUGGGUGUCGACAUGGACAGCAUGUCCGCCUCUCAGACGGCCACCGGCUCGCCGGUUCACCAGGCUCAGUCGCAUUCGCCCCUGUCGCACUCGUCGAGCCCGCACAGCCAUCCCUCGCCACUCCAGCAGUCACCUUUCCCUCCCGCCGCCCCCACGGCGAGUCCCCUGACCGACUGGGCUCUCCAGCAGCAGCAGCUUCAGCAGCAUGCCGCCAUGAUGGCCCAGCAGCAGCAGCAGCAACGGCAGCAGGGUCAUGAUCAGCACCAGCAUCAGCACCAGCAUCAGCACCAGCAGCAGAUGUCGCCGACCGACAUGGGCCAUCUGAUCCAAGACCCGCUCAUGAGCUUCAACACCUUUUCCAACCUGGCCCCGGGUUCCCUCGACUACUUCCCGCCCACCACCGGUGCUCAGAGUGCCAUGCAGGCAAACCUGCUCGACUCCGCCUUCACCAUGCCCGGCCUCGACGAGACGACCCACGCCAUGCACUGGGGGGGCACCGGCAUGGACAACUGGCACGACUUCCAGAGCACCCUCCAGAUGGAAGGCCUGUCCCGCAUGGGCAGUGUGGGCAGCAGCUCGCCCACCAACACCUUCGUCGAGAUCCUCUCCCUCCCCUCCUCCUCCGGUGAGAGUUGGACCAUGGUGGAAUGGAAUCGGCCCAGCUUUGAGCAGUUUCAGCCUGCCCAGGGUGCCGCCAUCUUCAACCCUUCGCAGACUCUGCACCUGAGGACCAACUCGGGCUCGUCCGACGGCGCCAACUCGCUGGAUAUCGGAAGCUUCGAGGAUAUGCCGUUGUUCGCCUUCUCCCCGGAGUCGGAUAGCAACGGUGCCGCCGACAACAGCAGCCACCGCAACUGCUACACGGCCGACGGUCAGCACCACCACGCCCACGACCACGCCCAUGACCACCACGCCCUUGACCACCACGCCCUUGACCACCACGCCCACGGCAGCGUCAGCCCCACGACCGACGCCGUCGCUCCCAGGCCCAUCAAGUCGGAGCCCGGCUCGGCGCGCCACAGCCCCGGAAGCGGUGCCGGCUCUUCCUCCCCCCCCGCAAACGCGGCACCUCGGAGGAACUCGGGCGCCCCCCGCAGGAGCCCCAUCAGCAAGGCUGCCCCCAAGUCUGUCGUCCGCCGCUCCUCAAACGGCAAGAAGGAUGGCACCGUCGAGAAGAAGGUCGGUCGGAGAAAGGGCCCUCUUCUGCCCGAGCAGCGCAAGCAGGCCAGCGAGAUCAGGAAGCUGCGUGCUUGCCUCCGCUGCAAGUUCCUCAAGAAGACGUGUGAUAAGGGCGAGCCCUGUGGAGGAUGCCAGCCUUCGCACGCCCGCCUGUGGCAGGUUCCCUGCACGCGCAUCGAUAUCAAGGACAUCGGCUACUUCAUGAAGGACUGGAAGGCCGACCACGACAAGCACCUGACGCCCGGCGUCUCCAUCAGCAACAUCAAAGGCUUCUCCCAGAAGGAGACCCUCAUGUGGAUCACGCACGGCUACGGCUUCGUCCUGCCCGUCAUGGUCCGCCAGGUCUACGUGGCUGACGAGGAAUGCUUCAACGUCGACUGGGUCGAGUCGUACCUGACCCACCAGGAGCCCAUCGACUUCGAGACGCGCACCGAGAAGCUCAGCGUCGGCGUCGACGGCAUCAACCUGGCUGCGCUCGAGGAGUACCUCGACAACCACAUCGAGGGUCCCUUCGAGGACUUCAUCGACGAGCACUUUGAGGGCACGCCCUUCAUCACCGAGAUCCUCAAGACGGCCCACCGCUUCUACAUGAAGCAGCGCAUGCUCGUCAUCAAGAAGGCCCUCAAGCUGGUCCUGGCCUACAACCUGACCAUGCACAUCACCAUGGUCGAGAACCAGGGCUCCGAGGUCGAAAUGGAUGGACACAUUGACGACGAGGAGUCCAAGUACUAUGGCCGCACUGUCGCCCCAGUCAUGAUCAACUUCCAGAUCAAGUGCGCCCUGGCCGACAUGUGGCGCGAGCUGCAGAAGGACAUCCUCGAGGAGCUCUCGUCCCUAUACUCUGGCGUCUACAGCGGCGAGAAGAUGAAGAACUGGCCCACCAUCUUCAUGCUGGCCUCGAUCCUGCUGGCCGUGUGGGAGGAGAUGCAGUUUGACUCGCACUACCGCACCCCGGAUCCCGUCGCCGUCGACAAGUUCUGCAAUGACAUGGAGACGACGCCCGUCGGUGUCAUCGUCGGUCUCUUCCAUGCCAUCUCGCAGAAGCUGCCGGCCUUUACCGACUGGGACACGCGCAAGCACGGUCACCUGCUGCACGACAACGAGGCGGUGUGCGACGCCAUGACGGAAGUGAGGCAACAUGUUCUCAAGCAUGAAACUUACCUCCGUAACCGCAAAGAAGCUGCGUUUGACCGUUACGACUUUGACUCAUUGUCCAACAAGUUUGUGUCCAAGCUCGUCAUCCGCGCCAACUAG
This is a messenger RNA of Geosmithia morbida, 2688 nucleotides long. Its product is annotated as C6 finger domain protein. The record is from RefSeq and is a predicted model, not a curated record. The transcript is spliced from 2 exons. Gene Ontology annotation, biological process: regulation of DNA-templated transcription. The coding region runs from base 1 to 2688 and encodes 895 amino acids. Lineage: Eukaryota; Fungi; Ascomycota; Sordariomycetes; Hypocreales; Bionectriaceae. Gene Ontology annotation, molecular function: DNA-binding transcription factor activity, RNA polymerase II-specific; zinc ion binding.